Pangasianodon hypophthalmus (striped catfish) is the source of this 1471-nucleotide messenger RNA. RefSeq names its product myristoylated alanine-rich protein kinase C substrate b (gene marcksb). The coding region runs from base 315 to 977 and encodes 220 amino acids. Gene Ontology annotation, cellular component: actin filament bundle; plasma membrane; cytoplasm. Gene Ontology annotation, biological process: actin filament organization; central nervous system development. The transcript has 3 exons. Gene Ontology annotation, molecular function: actin filament binding; calmodulin binding. Lineage: Eukaryota; Metazoa; Chordata; Actinopteri; Siluriformes; Pangasiidae. The record is from RefSeq and is a predicted model, not a curated record.
UGCGGUGACGAAAUUUCGGGCGUUGUACAUCGCAUCUCAUUAACAAAAGAAGCAAUUUCAUUAGCUUUUUUUUUUAUAUCUCUAUAUCUCUCCUCUGUAAUUACUUCCAGAAAACAUUUAUUGUUAUUUUUCCUCCGCGUGUGAACUUUCAGCCCGGGUUUUGGUCUCGGCGGUUGUUUUAUUUGUUGAAAAGGCGGUGAAGAAGAAGAAGAGGAGCGGUAGAAGAAGGAGGAGAAGGCGCUCGCGCGGUCCGUCGCUCUUUGUUCAUUCAUUCAUUCGGGGUUUCUUUGUUGCGCGUGAAUUCUGGUGAAAGCAUGGGAGCUCAAGUGGCUAAAAACGGUGCAAAAGAGGAAAUCGGUGCAGAAAAAGCAAACGGACAGGAAAAUGGGCAUGCUAAGACAAACGGCAAUGCCUCCCCUACAGCAGACGGAGCCGCCGAGGAGGUCCAGGCCAACGGCAAACACUCCGCCGACGGCGAGGUGAAGGCUGAAGAUGGAGCAGCCGAGAAGGCGACGGAGGAAGGCGGCGCCGCUGAAAGUGCUCCGGUAGCCAACGGCGAGGACUCGAGCAAACCAGAAGAGAACGGCUCUGCGUCUGGAAGCGGCGAGCCUGCCAAGCAGAAGAAGCGAUUUUCCUUUAAAAAGCCGUUCAAACUCAGCGGCUUCUCCUUUAAGAAGAGCACCAAGAAGGAAGCCGAGACAGAGGAGGCGGCCGCUCCAGCCGAGGAAGGCAAAGAUAAAGCCGAAUCCGAGGAGGCCAAGCCAGAGGCAUCUGGAGAAGAGAAAGAGAAAGAGGAAGCAGCCGAGGGGGCCAAAGCCGAUCAGCCGAGCGCAGAUGAGGAGAAAAAAACAAGCGAAGAGCAGAAGCCCGAGACGCCUGCAGAAGAGAAACCGGCCGAAGCUGCAGCUGAAGAGCCAGCGCCAGCCCCGGCACCAGCCGAGAGCUCAGAUGCUCAACCCGCUGCUGCUGAAGAGUAACACGGUUCACCAGUGCGUGCUAGGAAAACGGUGCUACCAACAAGCGAACGAGGCGUGUAGAUGAGACCCAGAUCAGAUUAAGGUCUGUUUUUACACGUCACAUGAAGCGUUCAGAAUGGGUGCUCAGAUAUUACACCAGCAGCACCGCUCAAAUCCGGCAGCACUGUGUGCUUGUAUAGGCUUCGUCAUGUCUUUAAUCUUUUUAAACUUUUUUCAGUCCUAUAGGUAAAGUCCGACCCUCUUCUAACCCUGCUGUAGAUCCAACUUGUUGACCUGUGAUGACUAAUACAGUUAGUUUUUUUUUUUUUUUUCCUACAAUGCUGUGCAAGUAUAUAUAAAAGUUGCCAGUGCAAUCAAAUAGAUUACAGUUUGCUGUAAAUACUCAAGGUCUGACACUACCUGGUUUUUAAACGGAAUGUAACUUUGCGUACAGAAGUAUGAAUUCAACUUCAACGGGCACAAAAAAACACAAAUAAAGGAUUAAAAAGAACAAA